AGCUUCCGGCUGUGGACCACAGAGCCCGAAGAGAUAAACCAAAACCAAUCGCAGAGCGAGAGCAGCAAGCAAAUAUCUUUCCUCUGUAUUCACUCCACUGGAACACAAUACAGAACACUCGCAGAGGCCAGCUUAGAAUACUUAGAUGGGCACACUCUCAACCAUUACGUGCUUCUGCACCAGAACCUCGUUUCCGAGAUCAGCUCCACUACCAUUUUUUAAGAGAAACCCACCAACUGUCUCAUUGUUUAGAGCUACCUCUCAGCCAGUAAGAGAAAUUGCAGAAGAGGAUGUUUUGACAAUCUUCCUUAAGGAAAGGGAAAUAAAUGGAGACUUUGUAUCCAAAGCUUCUGAUAUGUUUUGGCUGAAGGGGGUAGAGAAAUUUGUUGAUUUUGAUACUGGUAAACUUGCUGACAAUCCUCGAGAAGCAGAGCAGGUUAUGGAAAGUGAUGAUGACAGAGGGUUUUUGAAACUUUCCAAAACCCAGGAAUGGAUAUUAGGUGAUGACUCUGCUCCAAUGAAUAAGAAAGCCAUUGCUAAGGCAAUACAGAAUGAUAGUGAAAGAAGGAAGAAACUGAAUCUGCUCAGAUAUGAAGCUCUCAAAAGGGAAUUGAUGCUUUUGUCUGUUGCUAUUGGAACAGCUUGUAGUGGGUAUUGUUUGAUUGCUUUAUCAGUCCAGGCUGCUAUCAGUUAUGUAAUUGGGGUACUUUUCAGUUGCUUGUACCUUCAACUAUUGUACCAACAUGCGGACAACCUAUCCAAAGAUAUGAUUCCUCCAAUCUUCAGGCAAAAGAAGCCUAAGAAAAUUGGGAUAAGAAGUGAGGAUCUGAGGGACUCAUUAGAGAGAUCAAUUACGGGAAGUAGUAUUGCUCUUUCGUCUCCAAGGCUUUUGAUCCCAGCUGCAAUUUAUGGAUUGUGGUUCCUGUCUCAUCAGUUUUUUGGCAAUGAUGUUUUUGAUUUUCAGCUUGUCCCAGCCAUGUUUGGGAUGUUUGUGUACAAAGCUGCUGCUCUUGUUCAAUUAUAUAGGGAUAAUGAAGACCUGCAAUUUGUCUUCCCAGAAGAAGUGGAAGGUUCAAGUGACUGAGGUGUAUUGAAUGCUUAUAUCAUCAAAGGAGUGUAAACACUGCCCUUACUUUUAAAUCAUUCCGUUGAAGAAUUGGAUGCUUCUAUCACACUUACUUUGGUGUGUCUACCGCAAAUUCAUUAAAAAGAUCCCAGCAUAAAACCCAUCCAUACGCCAAGUCGCUUGAUGCAGAAGUACAUGGCCCAUAGAGAAGUUACAAGUGUUUCUGUUUGAAACUGAUAAUUCUACAAACUACCUGGCUGCUCCUACGCCAGCAUGUUAGCAUGACAAGUGAAAGUUCUUAUAUAAAUGUCUUUAAGCUCCCCAUACCUCUUGUAAUGAGGUAAUUGCCAUGAAAAGAGUUAUGAUGUUGGGAGAUAUUCAAUUUUUCUAAUUUUGGGAUUAUUUCUCAAUUUGUUUUAUAUGACUUUUUCUGAUGUAAUAAGUGCACAAAUUCAGGUCAUUUGUCAUCUAAUUAUACUGUCCUUUUUUGUCCGUA
Hevea brasiliensis (rubber tree) is the source of this 1562-nucleotide messenger RNA. RefSeq lists its product as uncharacterized. The transcript has 9 exons. The coding region runs from base 146 to 1084 and encodes 312 amino acids. Lineage: Eukaryota; Viridiplantae; Streptophyta; Magnoliopsida; Malpighiales; Euphorbiaceae. The record is from RefSeq and is a predicted model, not a curated record.